This is a messenger RNA of Stylophora pistillata, 1467 nucleotides long. RefSeq lists its product as uncharacterized. NCBI's taxonomy places the organism in Eukaryota, Metazoa, Cnidaria, Anthozoa, Scleractinia, Pocilloporidae. The record is from RefSeq and is a predicted model, not a curated record.
AUGGCUCCAGAAAUUGACGCUGAUGUUCAGCUGUUGAAAACCAAAAUUGCUGAGGAUUAUGGUUUCGUAAGGGAUCCCAAUGCAGUCCAGUGGAAGACACUACCAAGUUUUAAAGGUAAAAUCGGAAAAGGAGGCUGGGCAGUAGCAGCUCGACUGGCAGAGCAAUUCUUCAGAAACAACAACAACCAAGCAACACCAUGGAAACAUUUACUGGCCACACGAACCCCUAUCAACCUCCUUUACAUUACAGCGGCUAGAUACCUUUUUGUAACCCACGUUCUUUGGGAAAAAAGUAGUAAAAAGUUAAUCGCUUGUAAGGAAAAUAGAGACAUAUACAGCGGCAUUAUUCAAAGCUUCGAGAUCCCUGCAACUGGAGUGUGUUUUCCUUUACCUUAUGGCAGCGCCACGUACAAAUCAGACUACGACGUUGGGCUUAUUGGACAAGAUUCUGCGACCGUCACCAAGAGCUUUAACGAAUAUUUUCAAGAGGAAUUCGGGCGACCUUCGGAGCUUGUAUUUGAUACAAAUGUUUACGCCUACACUCUGGAAUUCGCCAUGCCCAGAAUGUUUCCUAAGCUACUCAAAGCCGAAAACCGGUUUGUCCCUAGACUCGCGGAACUUGAGAAAAAGGCGUGGUUCCAAAUGCAAGAAUUGGCCAGUGCUUAUUACAAGGUCUUCAAGUACAACGAAGAAUUCUUCGCGGAAAUGAGGAAUGAAGCAAUCCAACAAAUGGCCAAUAAAGAGAAGGCCAAACGUUUGGAAAAAUGGCUGGCUUCUUUUGGAUGUAUGAACAAGCAGGUGGAUUUGCGGAGAAACAAAUAUAGUUCACAAGCUAACUUCAGAAAAACGCACAACGCUUGGUACCAAAAGUAUUUGGAAGACGUAGCAAAGAGAGGACAAUAUGACCCACGAGCAACAGGUAGCCUCGCCAAGGCCCUACUUUACGCUGCAGAGGCAUAUCAUACUCGAGGCGCCAUUCGGCACGUAGUACAGGGAAUUCAAAUGAAGGCGAUCACCACGUGUCAAUAUCACACGCCGCUAUCAACGUACGACCUGUGGGUAUCGAUGAUUGAAAAUUGGGGAGAAGCAAAUAAGGAGUACCAACACUGUGGAAAUAUAAGCGUGGUGGAGUGCCUGAUGAAGAUGAGCAAGUACCUGUCGAGGAUGUUUGACGCCAUGCGAGUGAUUCGCCGUUCCCGUCUGCCAAAGGAAGACAGAGAAGGAUUGCUAGACUUCGGAUCAACUAAUGACCCAGAGUUCACCAUAAACCUCCUCCUGCGAUACAAAAGAAGUGACGAGCGACUUCCGUCAGUGGCCUAUUAUUUUUUAGGAGGUUUUUUGCAACAGUUCAAAUGUAAAGUGAAACAAUUUUAUUGGAAAUUUCCGGAGGCGUGCUUGAAAAAAAUUCAUAACGCAGUGAACGCCUACAAUUCAAUUUUGGCUUCCAAGGUGAACGAGAUAAACUGA